This is a messenger RNA of Poecilia latipinna (sailfin molly), 1595 nucleotides long. It is a transcript of the gene mettl4, whose product is annotated as methyltransferase 4, N6-adenosine. Gene Ontology annotation, cellular component: cytosol; nucleus. Bases 185 to 1456 code for a protein of 423 amino acids. The transcript has 8 exons. Gene Ontology annotation, molecular function: RNA methyltransferase activity; nucleic acid binding; site-specific DNA-methyltransferase (adenine-specific) activity. The record is from RefSeq and is a predicted model, not a curated record. Gene Ontology annotation, biological process: methylation. NCBI's taxonomy places the organism in Eukaryota, Metazoa, Chordata, Actinopteri, Cyprinodontiformes, Poeciliidae.
CACGAUUCACUUCCUGUUCGGAGCGGAUUACGUUCUUACGCUUCCCUUUCAGUAUCGUUUACGGAGAAAUCUGAUUUUCCACACACAUCUCUGAUAUUGACAAGGCGUGGCACCACAAGACUAAACAAGCAAACCACUAGUUCUUUAACGGUUCGCCCCGGGGUGAGCCUUCCAGAGCUUCGUGAUGUCGGUGGUGCUUCAGAGUAACUCAGGCUGGGUUUUGGACUCCCAGUCGCUCAUUGACCGAGGCUAUGCGAGGUGCAUCACAUGGACAGGGCAUCACAAGUCACAUGUCAAGUGCAAUUUUAAAAGACAGUGCUUUGACAUAUUAAAGAGUCAUUACGACAUGAGUGGGAGAGUUGAUGGAGGACACACUGUUAUGACGCAGAAAACAGAGAAAUGCGCAAAGAAGCGGAAACGAAAACACGGUGAGCUCAACCAAGGAGAAAUUGAUGCAAAGGCUUUCCAUGAAAAGAUCAGGAGCAUUAUUCUGGAGGGAACCAAGUCCUUAGUGGACUCUGCCCAGUCACUUGGAUACCUGAGUGGAGAGACAGAAACAUCCAAAGAUCCUCUUCCCUCCCAGGACUGCAGACUGGCAGCACUCUGCGAGAUGGCUAAAGAGCUCCCUCUGGUGGCCGAUGAAGAGCAGGAGUGGACACAGUCACUUCUGACAGAGGAAGGUGUUGCUUCACAUGUCGACCUGUUCUCCCAGGUGACGGAGAACAGCGAGGCCUGGGCAGCAGUGGUUCCACUGAUGGGAGAGGAGUAUAUAAUACCUCAUGACACUGCAUUCCUCCUUUCUGAUUUCACAAGAAUACAACCACUGGUACAAUGUGGGAGGAGAUUUGACGUCAUCGUCAUCGAUCCACCGUGGGAAAACAAGUCUGUGAAAAGAAGUCGCAGAUACAGCUCUUUGCCUUCAUCCCAGCUGAAACGCCUUCCCGUCCCCCUCCUGGGAUCUCCAGGCUGCUUGGUGGUCACCUGGGUAACGAACAGGCCCAGCCACCUCCGAUUUGUCCGUGACGAGCUGUACCCACACUGGGGUGUAGAAGUUGUCGCUGAAUGGUUCUGGGUCAAGGUCACCACAUCGGGGGAGUUUGUGUUUCCUCUAGAUUCACCACACAAGAAGCCGUAUGAAGUGCUGGUGCUGGGUCGGUACCGUCCUGCCAAUGACCACACGAGCCCUUUACAAACUGCAAAUGUUCCAGUUGAAGAUAAACGUUUGAUUGUGAGCGUCCCCUCGGCCUUGCACUCCCAGAAGCCAUCACUGUCAGAGGUGCUGAAGUUGUAUGUUGGAGCUGAAGCCAAGUGUCUGGAGCUGUUUGCGCGGAGUCUUCAGCCCGGGUGGACCAGCUGGGGAAACGAGGUGCUGAAAUUUCAGCACAUCAGCUACUUCGACCUGGAACCUGCAGAUACCUCUAAAGCCGAGGCCACAGAAGAUGCUGCAGAAACAUGACUGCAGAUAUUCUGAGAAAAGUUACUGUCUUACUGCGUCCAGCCUCCCUAGCAAUUGAGCAAAUGUCCGAAGUUCAACACCUGUUGGCUGUUUUUUUUCCUUUAACUUUGUUUUUAAUAAAGAUUUUGCUGCUCCUGCA